Molecule: messenger RNA, 908 nt
Organism: Paramecium sonneborni
Lineage: Eukaryota; Ciliophora; Oligohymenophorea; Peniculida; Parameciidae
Source: the annotation of a GenBank genome assembly
CUCUAACUUGCUUUUAGAGUACUUAAACUUUAUAUAAAUAAUGAAGGAAGAAGACAAUAAUAUCAAAUAAGUAACCUAAUCUAAAUAAUGUAAUCUUAGGAAGAAAACUAAUUUUUUAUACCACACUAUAUUAUACCCAUAAACUAUGCUCCAAUUUCAAAUGAAAUAGAGAAUUAUAAAAUGACGAUUCAUCAUUUAACCGAAGAGAAUCACUUUUUGAGAAAGCAACUUCUAAAUAAUUAAGUUUCAGGCAUUCUAUCUUUGAAUGUAGAAUAAUUAAAGGAGGAAGUAUUUAAAAUGAUUGAUUAUCUAAUGACAAAUCUCAAUUACCUUCCCAAAGAAUAAACAUUCGCAUACAGAAAAACUAUUCGAUAGUGUACAUAGAGAAGUGCACUUAAAAGAAUCUAUUUUCUUAUAUUUACUAGAUAUUUAUAAGUAAAAUUGCAUUUCAAAGAUGAUAGGCUGAAAAAACGAAAGAAGAAAUGAUAAAAUUCAUUAUUCGCAAAAGCGUGAAGUUUUAAAAGUCUACAAGUACUAUAUAGAAACAUGAAAUGAAGAAAAUGAACAAUGCAUUCGUUUAGCAAUUAUUUCUAUCAACUCAAUAUUAGUAACAUUAUUCAAACUUUCUAAGUAAGAAUAUCACAUGUUAUUUUAUUUAGAUCAAUAUUUAUAAUUAGCACUUGAUGAAAAUAAACACAAAAUUUAAAAAUAUGUGAAUUUCUUAGUGGAAUCAAUAUAAAAUGAUUAAAUUGAUGUAAUAUUUAAAGUUAUGUUAUUAGGAUGUGUUAAAUUAUAAAAGAUUUCCUUGGUUGAAUGAGUGGAUACAAUAAUCUGUUUAGAUUGCUAAAGAUCUUUAAUUUAGUAGCAAUUCAAAAUGUUUAGAAAACAAGAAAAAAAUAAAACUCUGA